This is a messenger RNA of Corylus avellana, 687 nucleotides long. Lineage: Eukaryota; Viridiplantae; Streptophyta; Magnoliopsida; Fagales; Betulaceae. The record is from RefSeq and is a predicted model, not a curated record.
UGUCUCAUUGACCCAAAUACCAAGAAGAUCCAAAAUCUUCAACCCAACCCAACCGAACUCAACUGUCUCUAAAUCCGACAAAAAUGAGCGAAGAAGGGAAAAACAGAGGAGUCCCCGCCGAACACCACCAUGUUCAGCAUCAGCAGUAUGAGGGUCAGUACGGCCUCUUCCAAGGCGUGGCCAACUAUCCUCCGCCGCCGCCCGUUAUGGGCUUGCCUCAGCCUGUCCCGCCGCCCGGCGCCACCGAGCCCUCCGCUCCUCCGCCCCCUCAGUGCUAUGUUCAAGCAUAUGAAACCGUUCCAGGUUACGCUGUUGCUGAGGGAAUACCAGUGCGAGAGCGUCGCCUUCCUUGCUGUGGUAUAGGUGUUGGCUGGUUCCUGUUUAUUAUUGGUUUCUUCCUUGCUGCCAUCCCCUGGUAUGUUGGGGCAAUUAUUCUAUUUUGUGGCAGAAUUGAUUAUCGAGAGAAACCAGGAUAUAUCGGUUGCACAGUUGCUUCUAUUCUUGCUAUCCUUGCUGUUAUUCUUGGUGCGACAAAAGGGGCUGAUGAUUGGUGAUCAUUCAGUGAAGACCUGUAUAUAGGUACCAAAAUGGAUGCAUGUGUUUGUCUGUAAUCCUGAAAUUUUUUUUUUAGUAUGGAUAUGUUCGAAGAUUUAUCAUGAAACUUGUGAAAGUAAAAAAAAAAAAAAA